CCUCAAAAUACGCUACAUCUUUGGCUUGUCUUUCAAUUUUAGAUGUGGAUGUGGAUGUCCUUCAUUUUCACAAUCUUCUCCUCCACCUCUUCUUCUUGUUCUUCAUUCUUUCCUAAUUAUCUCUGUAUCUCUAUAACCAACCCAAUCUCCCUGUCCCCUCUCUUUCCCCCUCCUCUCUCCUCUCCUUCAUGGGAGAACAUCAGACACGUUCCCCAUUAGAUUCCCACAGCAUCCUUGGUGUCCCUAAAGGUUCCUCCAUUAAAGAUGUCUGCAAGGCCUACAAAUCCCUUGUCACAAGAUGGUAUCCUGAUAAGAAUUGUGCUUCUAGCAAAACUGAUGAAGAAGAUGCCAAGUUAAAAGUCCUUAAUGAAGCUUACUUUGAGGCCCUUCACAAGAAACAAGAGGAAGCUAAUAAUGGGGGAGGAGGGGAUAAUCUCUUCUACCAGAAUCGGAGGAGCGUCGACGAUCAGUUCUACACGCCGUCAUUCCUCUCUAGGAAUACAACCCGAAGAUGUCAAACUCCAUCGCCGGUUUCUAGCCCACUCACAAGAAGCUUGAGCAGAAACACCACCCCUAGCAGCAGCCCUACUGAGCCAUUGUUCUCGAGAAGCACGAGCCGAAAGAGCACCAGCACUGCCAGUCCAAUGUCCAGCCCUAAUGAAGCACCACCUCUCUCGAGAAGCACAAGCACAAGCACAAGCACAACCACAAACAGAAGGAAUACCAACUCCAUCCCCAUCACCCCUAAGGAGCCACCACUCUUGAGAAACUUGAGCAGAAGGAGCAGCACCACACCUAUCAUGUUUUCCUUCUCAAAUACAAGGACUAAGCCCCCACCAAUUGAGAAGCAGCUAGGCUGCACCCUUGAGGAGUUGUUGAAUGGAUGCACCAAGAAGAUCAAGGUCACAAGAGAUGUCAUUACCAAUACUGGAUUGAUUGUUCAAGAAGAAGAGCUGCUGAGGAUAAAAGUUAAACCUGGAUGGAAGAAGGGAACAAAGAUUACAUUUGAAGGAAUGGGAGAUGAAAAACCAGGAUUUUUACCAGCCGACAUCAUCUUCUUGAUUGCAGAGAAACGUCACCCAAUAUUCAAGAGAGAAGAUAGUGACUUGAUCUUAUCAAUAGAGCUUCCAUUAGUAAAGGCCCUCACUGGUUGCACCCUCUCAAUUCCUCUCUUGGGUGGGGAGAAGAUGGGUUUGUUACUGGAUGAGAUUGUGUACCCUGGUUACCAAAAGAUAAUCCCAGGCAAAGGGAUGCCUAAUCCAAGAGAGCAAGGAAAGAGAGGAGAUCUGCGAGUCAAAUUCCGCAUUAAUUUCCCAACACAGUUGAGCGAUGAACAACGCUCUGAUGUUGUUGAUGUUCUUCAAGAUUGUGAUUAAAAAUCAAAGUUGUUUUACCUUAAUGUUUCUUUUUCAAAUUUUCUCUUUGGCAUUCACAUUCACUGCCAAUACUCAAAAUCUUGUACUAGUGUAUCAUAUAAAAUAGAAGCUUAAUAUAGUCAUCCAUAUGGUUUAAACAGA
Macadamia integrifolia is the source of this 1517-nucleotide messenger RNA. Its product is annotated as dnaJ homolog subfamily B member 1-like. The transcript has 3 exons. Gene Ontology annotation, molecular function: protein-folding chaperone binding. Bases 189 to 1376 code for a protein of 395 amino acids. Lineage: Eukaryota; Viridiplantae; Streptophyta; Magnoliopsida; Proteales; Proteaceae. The record is from RefSeq and is a predicted model, not a curated record. Gene Ontology annotation, cellular component: cytosol.